GUAAUUGACACUUAGGGCUAAUGGAAUCAUUUCAAAUAACAAUCUUUCAUUAUUAUUUUAUUCGGCUUUUAAUAAUUUGAUGUUAUUAGUUAUUUUUUAUAUAAAUAAUUAUAAUAUUUAAUGUCGACAGAUAUUCUCCAUCAUUUGCAUCCAUUUAGACUAAGAUCAGCGUUAGUUGUGAAUGACUUAACCUCAAAAAUUUUAGGCCUCUGUUGUCAAUAAUAAUGGGCUAUAAUGCAGCGAUUCAAGUACUUAAACAGGCAGAAGAUUUAAAGCCCAAAGUCCUGCAAAAAUGUGAUCUUUUAAAUGAUGCUGAAGCCUGGACCAAUCAACAAAAACUACAAAAUAUAUACCACCAGGUGCUAGUUCUAGAUUUGGAAUAUGCCUUAGAUAAGAAAGUUGAACAGGAUCUUUGGAAUAUCGGCUUUAAGAAACACAUAACUGAGUUGCAAGAAAAAGCUAGAGACAAAAAGAAUUCACGAAGAGCAGAUGUCCAAUCUCUACUUACUUGGUCCCUAGAAUCAGCUUCAGGCUUUUACUUGACUCUCCUGCAAGACCUUUGUAAUACUUUUGAUAUUGACUUGCCAUUUAGGAAAAGAGGUCUAAUAUAUGGACAGCAAACAACCUGCAAUGAUCAAAUAAUUAUUCCUCAAACUGCCUCUUGUUCCUACAUUUGUCAGUAUUGCCUAGUUCAUUUGGGGGACCUUGCUCGGUACAGGAAUCAAAGAAAAGAAGCAGAAAGUUUUUACAAGCAAGCAAUUUUAGUUUCACCAAACAGUGGACAUCCAUACAACCAACUUGCCUUACUAGAGGCCAGCCAAGGGAAUAAGCUCUCAACAGUGUUUUACUAUAUAAGAGGAAUAUGUGUUAAAAAUCCAUUUCCAGCAUCCACAACUAAUCUUACAAAUGUCCUGACUGCAGCCAUUGAUAAAGAAUGUCCAUUAGAAAAAAUUCAAACAAAGAUGACCGUUAGUGAAUAUAUCCAACUCUUCAUCUCUACACAUGGUCAUUUUCACAUGCUCUCAGAUUUAAAACAGGCAGAACUGUCUGUCAAAAGUCUAAACUCAGUCAUGACAGCCUUAGUUGCCACUCAAAGUUUUAAAAAGCAGGAAUUACUGGAAAUAACAAUAAUUAAUAUGUACGCCCUAGGACAUUUGGGAAACAAAGAUGAGGAAUUGACUAAAGAUGAAUUAAAAGUUAAAGAUUUAAUUUUGGAAUUGAUUGCCGGGACUCUUAGUGCUUUUUUAAUGCCCGUUUAUACAUUACAGAGUGAUGACGGGUUGCUGGAUUAUUAUGCUUUACCUGCAGUCAAACUGCUCAUGUACUUUCUCUCAAACAAACCAAAUAUUUUUAAGUGUAGAGUUUUUAAAGAUAGAAUGCAAAUCUGGCCGAGCCUAUGUAAAUUAGUCAAUGCAGCUCAAGGGUUAUUAAUCGGAUUUAAUUACAGUAAAUUUUCAAAAUGUUCUUUACAUGAAGACAGAUAUUUGCAGGGUUUCUUACCUCUGCACCAAAAUAUUAAAGGCUUUAACUUUAAGCAUGAAAUUCAAGAUACCGAGGUGGAAAGUAAAGUGCGCAUGCGACGGAUUGUUGAUUUUGCCAAAUGGUUGGCCGAUUAUGAUUUAAAAGGACCAAAACUUAUCACUAAAACUGAAAAUAAAGGGGAAAUAGUAUUUGAACCAGUACUGUCACAACCAGAUCCAACCAAUAAUUUAUUGGAGGAAAUGAAGUCAUUAUCAAUUAACGAUGCUGUAGGAUCGUUAGAGAAAAAAGUCGGUAUUUUAAAGCCGCAAGGAUCGCUAGAGAAGGCUAGAGAGGAGAGAGAAGUGAAGAAAAAUACAGAAACAUCAACAGAAACUUUACAAAAAAGUUCUGAAUCUAUAAGGAGUAAGAGGGCCAAGCAAAAUGUUGUUUUGCAGAGUAUAUUUAAAAAAAUUGAAGAAAAUAAACAGGUCAAAUUUAACGUAGAAGAAACUCAUGAUAAAGAGAAAGCGGUCAAAUUUGACCAGGCGUCUGCUGCACCAAAACUUGCCACACAACAGCAACAAUCCUCAGCAUCCUCCAAACAACCUCAGCCACCCAACCAAUUUAACAAUAAUCCUCAACCAAUUAGGAGUCAAAAUUUUAGCCAAAAUACACAAACAUUUCCUUUGUCCUCAACUCUUCCUACUCUACAGCAAAAUGCUCCACCCAGCAACGACUAUUUGACUAAUUUAAGAAACAUCGGCAAAGGGGCGGAUAGUAUGAUGCCUCAAUUUUCGAAAAAUGGUCCGUUUUCCGGCUUGCCUCAGAAUUCGGCGGGGACUAAUCAGGCUUCGAAUCCGCAGUCAAUGAAAAUGCCAAUAUUUCCUCCACCACUCAAUGUUCCUCCUCCUCAGUUUAGCGCUUGGGGAAGAGAUGAUUUAAAAUUACCACAAGGAAAUAAUCAGGGUGGAUGGUGGGGACAAAAUAUGACACAUCAAAAUCAGCAGGCAUAUCAACAAUACCCUAAUCAAGGACAAAAUCUUUACGGUCAACAACGUCAGGACUCCAAUCUUCCCACCUUGCCUCCUUCGACUUUCACCAACCCAAGUCAAUCAUCAUACCCUCAACAAAAUCAAAAUUUCUCCGCUCAACGACCUCAGAACCCUCAAUCAAGUCAAGCAUAUGGCGCGAUGGCAUUUUCGCAGUUCGGAGUGCAGUAUCAAAACCAGAUGAUGAAGCCUCCGAAUGUGGCGGCGAGUGGAGGGCUGUACGAUCUAUUUGGAUCGCCUUGGGGAAUGAAUCGGGGUGGUAACUUUAUUGGGGAGGACGGAGGCCAAAACUCAAUGUCUAUUAGACAGGCGAUGCUUAAGGAGGCUACUACGGUGCCUGGAGGGAGAAUGGGACAACAAAAUAUACCUCAAACUCAAGAGAUCCUUCCUCAAAGUCCCGGUUAUUCCUUAUUUAAUAACACAAGCUGGCCACCCAGUAUAUCUACACAAAUGAGAAGCAAUCAAAUAGCGGAAAAUGCGACGUUUAACGGACCACAACACUCACUUUUUGGCGGCCCUGGACCUCAAUCUUUAGCUCAAUUAUUGGAACACCAACAAAAUCAACUAGGAACUAGUAUAAGAAAUAGCAAUAAUAAUCAGGAUACUUAAUGCGGAAUUUGUGUGGGUAAAAAAUAUGGAUUACAGUUAACACGCAGAGAAAUCUCUUAGCCAGAUUUCAAGAAGAAUAACUUGAAGAAAACACUAAUAAAGAAGACUUGAACGGGUGUUUACAUCGUGCAAAAUAUUGAGCGUAAGCCAUAGGCUGUUGAAUAGUUUGCUCAUGAAUAUUUACAAACAUACUUUGUUGUUAAUUAAUCAUUUUGUUAUUUUUAUUUUGAAUAACUUCGGAAUAUCUGUUAUAUUUUUAUUUUGUAGUGCUAGUGCAUUUUUGGAGUUUGCUAAGUACCUUUGUCAAAUUCGAAGUAUUUAUGCGCGACGUAUAAAAAUAGAAGUAAUUUACCGGACUAUUAAGGAAUCUAUAACAUUUAUUUUCACACGACGAUAGGAAAUCGCGCAAACUUUUUUCAUCAAUAUUUGUUAUUAGUUCGGUGAUCCGGCAUUUAAUCAAAAUAUACCUCACACUGGAAAAUGGCCAUUUAGGGUUGUAAUAUCAGUUUAUAAUUGCUGGCCUUAAUAGUGCCAAAUAAUAAAGAUUUAUUCUUAAGUCGC
Molecule: messenger RNA, 3680 nt
Organism: Anthonomus grandis grandis
Lineage: Eukaryota; Metazoa; Arthropoda; Insecta; Coleoptera; Curculionidae
Product: nonsense-mediated mRNA decay factor SMG7-like
Exons: 12
Coding region: 225-3119 (964 amino acids)
Biological process (GO): nuclear-transcribed mRNA catabolic process, nonsense-mediated decay
Cellular component (GO): telomerase holoenzyme complex
Molecular function (GO): telomeric repeat DNA binding; protein binding; telomerase RNA binding
Source: RefSeq, a predicted model, not a curated record